GAUUGUAGCCUCUGCAUGAUUUAUUCUGCAGGUCGUGGUUGUGGUGGCAGGUUGUUCAACUAUGGUGGGGUGUUCACCAGCCCAAUGUACCCUGUCAACUAUCGUAACAGUUCACAUUGCCGCUGGGAUGUGUCAGUGCCUGUUGGAACCCAGCCUGUCCUAAAGUUCACAGUGUUUGACAUUGGACCACAGAGCACAUGUGACUCAGACUUUGUGGAGCUGUAUGACGUGGACACCGAGACCAAUGCGGAGACAUUCAUGGCAAAAUAUUGUGGAGAGGUGAGUGGGGGCAUUACUUGUUUAUAUUUACUAACAUUCUCAUCACAUGUCAACAAGGGAAAAUAGAAUCAAUACUUUCUGGCACUGUGGCAAUGAACGACAAUUUACGUAGGAGGUUGUAACAGGAUGAAGUCAUUUGGAAGAUCACAACAUUCAGGAUUUUCAUGUGGAUAGAUGACACCUUGCUCAGUUCGGUAAGUACACGGUUAUUCAUAAUUCCCUGACCCCUGUGGUGAAUUCUUCAUAAGUGUCUGCGGGUUAAGCCGUACAGGCUGCAGUUACUGCAGGC
This is a messenger RNA of Zootermopsis nevadensis, 568 nucleotides long. The record is from RefSeq and is a predicted model, not a curated record. NCBI's taxonomy places the organism in Eukaryota, Metazoa, Arthropoda, Insecta, Blattodea, Termopsidae.